Molecule: messenger RNA, 3891 nt
Organism: Entrophospora candida
Lineage: Eukaryota; Fungi; Glomeromycota; Glomeromycetes; Entrophosporales; Entrophosporaceae
Source: the annotation of a GenBank genome assembly
AUGAAUAGUCAAAAAAAUAAUCCUGGAAAUUCUAGGGACGAUGGAGUAAGACCCGACUUAUUUUCAAACGUUUUUACUAUACCUCUUGGGCAAGAAAAUGAAGUUGUCCUUAAUAUUGAAAAAGAUUUUAAUAAUGCCGACGAAGUUUGUAGUUUUUUACAGGAAGAAGGUGCAGAUAUAAAGUACUAUGUUUCAAUAGCAAUGUACUACAAUCUAAAGAAAGGUCAACCAGAAGAAGCGAUAAAAGUAAUUGAAAAAGGUUUAAGAGCUAAUGGAACCAAUGAAAAUAAAUACAAGUCUAACAACAUACUUGGCAGCUUGUAUUUAAAAGUUGCAAAUAAGAUAAAUAGUUUUAUAGACAAAGAUUUAAAAGAUAGAUAUUUAAAUCUUGCUACUGAAAAAUUUAACGAAGCAACACAAUAUUCACAAGGAGAUUCACGUGAUCCAAUGCUUUGGGUAAAUAAAGGUAUGCUUUACUUACAAAAAAAUGAACCAAGUAAUGCAGAAUAUUGUUUUGAAAAUUCAUUAAAAAUCGCACCAAAUUUUAUACCUGCAUUGUUUGGGCAUGCUAGAGUGCAAUACCAUCAUCAGAAAUAUAGUGAAGCACUUAUAACUUAUCAAAAAAUAUUAUCACUUAAUCCAAAUCUUAUAACACCAGAUCCUCGUAUUGGAAUAGGACUUUGUUACAAUAAAUUAAAUAGUUAUAAACAAGCAUUAGCAGCUUUUGACAGGGCACUGGAGGUAAAUCCAAAUAAUAUAUCAGCGCUGGUGUUACUAGCAACAUUUGAACUUGAUAUUGCUAAACAACCCCAACAAAUUGAUGAUGAUGAACGAUUGAGAACUUUUGCACAUUCAAUGGAAAAAGUUAGAAAAUGUUUAGAGAUUGAUCCUUCGCACUCCAGUUCACUAAUCAUAUUGUCGCAUGGAUAUUUCUUUCAACAAGAUUAUGCAAAUCUUUUGGAAGCAGCAAGACGUGCUGAAAGAUUUGCUCCUACAAAACCAAUAUUGGGUGAAGCACAUUAUCUACAAGCUGUUGCUUUUCAUCGAAAUGAGGAAUAUGAUAAAGCCUAUUAUCAUUACCAGCAAACUGUAGAUUUGCUUGAUUAUCAUAUAAUGUCUAGGCUCGGUCUUGCACAAAUGAUGAUACAUUUUAAACAAUAUGAUCAAGCGCAUGAACAACUUGAAAAUCUCAAGAAAAAAAUUUAUAUUAAAAAUUUAGAUUUUAUAACCUUGAUAAUAAUUGUAGGAUUGUUGAGAAUAAAAUCUACUACUGACAGGAAAUUACAAAAGCAAAUAACAGAUGAAAUUGAAUAUAUCUCAAAAUAUUUUAAAGAAGAAGCAUAUGACAAUCCUGAUAUACUCAUAUUUAAAUCAAAAUUACAUGAAAAUAAUAAACGAAUUAAUCAAAGUUUCCAAUCAUUGAACAGAGCUAUUAACCUUUUUAUUGAAAAUAAAAAACCUAUUCCAAUUUCAAUAAUUAUUAGAAAAGGAAAUUUGUUAUUUAAAUUGAGUGCCAAAGAACAAUAUUUACAAGCUUUGGAAGAGUGUAUAAAUCUCCCAGAAUCUGAGCGACAGCCAAAAGAGGUGGCAAUUAAAUUCAACUUGGCUCGUGCAUAUGAAAAUCUUGGAUCAUACAAUGAAGCAGAAGCUUUAUAUCGAGAAUUGACACUGGCGCAUCCUUCAUUCAAGAUGGCAAACAUGCGAUUGGGUGGGGUGUUGGAGAAAACAUUACACAUGUUUCCAGAAAAGGUCAAUCAAUACUAUGAGGAAUUGUCAGAAAUUGAUGAAAAAAAUCUAGAAAUCAAAAAGCUUCAUGCAAGUUUUCUAAUUAGACAAGGUGAUUUGAAAAAAGCAAAAAAAAUACUUGAUUCUAUAUCAUCACACAAAGCCAGCUCAAGCAUUUUGACUUUAUUGGGUAGUCUACAUUUAUCAAAAGCAAGAACUUAUAAACUUGAAUCACAACGAACUGAACGUGAUGCCUAUUAUAAAAAAUCAGUCGAGUAUUUUAAAUCGGCUUUGAAAACUGGCGAAAAAGGAAAAAAUUUGUAUGCAUGUAAUGGGAUUGCUGUUGCAAUGGCUGAAACUGGAAGGAUAAAAGAAGCAAAUGAACUGUUCUAUACUUUGGUCACAGCAAAAAGAACAAAUGCAGACUUUGCAAUUAAUUAUGCACAUACUUGUUGUCAUCUUGGACAAUAUACAGAGGCUAUAAGAUAUUAUGACUAUGCGUUAAAAAAAAGCAAAGAUAGUAAUUCGCAAUGCAUUGAAUGGAUAGCAAGAACAUAUUAUAUUUACGCAAAAGAAAACAAAAGUUUAGAGUUGAUGGAGAAGGCAUUAGAUUGGACUCAAAAAGCAUAUGAAUUAGAUCCAACAAAUAAACUAGUGCAACACAAUAUUGCCUUAUUAGAACAGGGUAUGGCACAAUUCUUAUUAGAAAAAAUUGCAAAUUCGUCACAAAAAUCUGAAGAUAUCAGAAGAGCUAUUGAACGUGCUGAAAGAGCAAACACUGUAUUUGAGUCGUUGCUUACAGAAGAAAAUAGACAUUUACCAAUUGAACAUGAACGUGUUAGGAAUCGUACAAACUUUGGUGCUUCGACGAUCAUUUCAUUGAGUAAAAAACUUAUUGAAGCAGUUGAUAGAGAAAUGACAGAGAAAGAGUCACUCGAGGAGCAAGAAAAAAUGAAAAUUGAAAUGCAAAGAUUAGAAGAGGAGAAAAAGGUUGAAGAAGAACGUAUCAGAAGGGAAGAAAUGGAAAUAAAGAGAAAAGAAGCAGAGGAAAAAAAUAAACAAAUGCAACAAUAUAUUGAACUGCAAAAAAGAUCUCUCGAAUUAGAAGAACGCAAAUACGAAGAAGAACUGAGAUUAGCAAUAGAACGUUCACUCGAAGAAACAAAAAGUCCUAAACCAUCAACUACUCCAGAAAUUCCAAAAAGAGUUAAGGCACUAUAUGAUUUUGUACCUAAUGAAGGUGGCGAACUUGGUUUCGUACGCGGUGAUGUUAUCAAAGUUCUUGACAGUAUCUAUAAAGAAUGGUGGCGUGGUGAAUUACGUGGAAAGACUGGUAUUUUUCCAGUAAAUUACGUUGAAGUCAUAAAUGAGCCAACUGUUGCAGAUAUUACAAAAGAAGCUGAAAUGGAAUUAGCGGUAUUUGAGCAGGCUCAAAAAAUAGACAAAUUACUGGAAAAAUUGGAAAAGAUUGAUCCAUCGAAAGAUGCGGCGGAAGACGAAGAAAUUCAGGAAUUAUAUCAAUCAACAUUACCUAUUCGAUCAAAAUUGGUCAAACUUAUUGAGAAAUAUAGUCAGAAGAAAGUAUCAUAUCCACAGUAUCCAACCAAAAGUGGUAUAAUUGAACAGCCAACUUAUUCUACACCAAGAAGAGAUACAUUACCUCUUCCUCAAAUACCUGUGUAUCAACAAUCCAAUUCUAACGAAAUAAGUCAACUCCCACCACAACCACAACCAAUAAAAUCUGAUCUCAAUAUCACUUCUCAACAAAUUCCACAGCAAACUCAUUAUAAAUUAGCAGGCUCAACUCCAGGCUCAGAAGCAGGCUCAAGAGCAAGCUCAACUCCAGGCUCAACAGCAGGCUCAACUCCAGGCUCAACAGCAGGCUCAACUCCAGGCUCAACAGCAGGCUCAACAGCAGGCUCAACUCCAGGCUCAACUGCAAGCUCAAGAGCAAGCUCAACAGCAGGCUCAACUCCAGGCUCAACUGCAAGCUCAAGAGCAAGCUCAGCAGCAGGCUCAACUGCAAGCUCAGCAGCAAGCUCAACUGCAGGCUCAAAUCCAGGCUCAGCAGCAAGCUCAACUGCAGGCUCAACAGCAGGCUCAACAACAAGCUCAAUUGCAGGCUCAAAAGCAGGCUCAAGAGCAAGAUCUUACAGCUGCUCUUAA